AUGCGUGGUCAUCGUCAGAAACUCUUCCAUAAAGCACAGGGCACAGCAGAGUCUUUAUUGUGGACCCAUGGCCGGAAUGAGGAUGUGUACAGAGUGGCCACUGCCAUUUUCCUUCCGGAGUUCAGAAAUGUUGGCGUCCCAAGCUGGGGGCUGCCCCCCCUGAGGUUUAAAGAAUCCACCUUUUCUCCAGAGGAGAGUACCUGGCCGUACCUGUUUGGAGUGAUUUCAGUCCCUGCCGUCGUCCAGCUGCUGAGCCUGCCCUUUCUCCCUGACAGCCCAUGCUACCUGCUGUUGGAGAAGCACAACGAAGCAAGAGCUGUGAAAGCCUUCCAGACGUUCUUGGGUAAAGCAGACGUUUCCCGAGAGGUAGAGGAGGUCCUGGCUGACAGCCGCGUGCAGAGGAACAUCCGCUUGGUGUCUGUGCUGGAGCUGCUGAGAGCUCCCUAUGUCCGCUAUCAGGUGGUCACCGUGAUCGUCACCAUGGCCUGCUACCAGCUCUGUGGCCUCAAUGCGAUUUGGUUCUAUACCAACAGCAUCUUUGGAAACGCUGGGAUCCCUCCGGCAAAUAUCCCAUAUGUCACCUUGAGUACAGGGGGCAUCGAGACUUUGGCUGCCAUCUUCUCUGGCUUGGUCAUUGAGCGUCUGGGACGGAGACCCCUUCUCAUUGGUGGCUUUGGGCUGAUGGCCCUCUUCUUUGGGACCCUCACCAUCACACUGACCCUGCAGGACCGUGCCCCCUGGAUCCCUUAUCUGAGUAUCGUGUGCAUUCUGGCCAUCAUCGCCUCCUUCUGCAGUGGGCCAGGUGGCAUCCCGUUCAUCUUGACGGGUGAGUUCUUCCAGCAAUCUCAGCGGCCGGCUGCCUUCAUCAUCGCAGGCACAGUCAACUGGCUCUCCAACUUUGCUGUUGGGCUCCUCUUCCCAUUCAUUCAGAAAAGUCUGGACACAUACUGUUUCCUAGUCUUUGCUACCAUUUGUAUCGCAGGUGCUACCUACCUAUACUUUGUCUUGCCUGAGACCAAAAACAGAAGGCAUGCAGAAAUCAGCCAGGCAUUUUCCAAAAGGAACAAAGCAUACCCACCAGAAGAGAAAAUUGACUCAGCUGUCAUUGAUGAUAAGACAAACGGAAGGCCUGAACAAGAUUCCUCCUCCACGCUGGACAAUUAUGUCAAAAACAGGAUUGUCUAAAUGGAUGAUCUCACCUUUCAGGAAACUAAAAUUUUAACCAUUAUUGGGAGGCUUAAAUGAAUUGAAGCUAUGCAAGUCUUUUAUAUUAUUAAGUAUUUACAAGUAAACCUGUACUAAUCUAACAUUGCAACUAUGUUAGCAUUAUUCACAACUGAAUUUCCCAAACUCUUCUGGAAGCUGCAAGGAAUCACUCUAUGUUUCAGUAGACCCAAUGUUCUUUCAUGUAGGUUGAUGACCUGCCUUUAUCAUGACUCAACCCAUGAUUUCAAAAUGAAAUUGGGGAAAUAGUAUGUGAAUGCUUUAUCAAAGAAAAACAAUUUGGCCUGAUAGUGGACUCAAUGGAUUGGAAACCAUAGAUUAAGGUUCUAGUUUCAGCUUUACUACAAGCAACCUUGACCUGUCCUCAACCUGAAUCCCAGUGCCUCAAUGACCCUAGGCUUCAUCCCGAUUAUAGGCUUUCAGAAGUCAGUAGAAUGAUUAUUCAUAGUGCCUAAGAAAUGCGUUUUCCAAUAUUUGGCCUUAAAUCUUAGGCUUUGGAGAACCUAAUACCAACUCACCAGCCUGCAGAUUUUGUCUUUCCCAUACUGUGUUCCAGGAAUGGGCUUAAGACUUCAGGGCUGACGCCGUCCUCACCCCAGACUAUUAAGAGUCCCGUGUGCUCAUAGAGAACAUGAAGAAGAGCAAUGUGUGGAAGACUUAACUUCCAGUAACUGCGGCAUGAACUGACCUCUAUCCAAAUGAAAAACAAUAUUGAGAAUGAUUCUAAAGCUAAACAUAGGCUUGGUGGGGGGGAAAAAAAACAUUGUGAUUAAUUGGUGAUUUCUGCCACAAGUGCGUAGCCAAGAGUGUCCGCAUAUAUACCUUAUGUUUACCAAGUCUAAGAGAGAUUUCUCUAGAAAGAUAAUGAGCUGUCUUAAAUGAUGGGAAGUUCACCAUCACUCUAAGAGCUCAAGUGAAGACCGGGUGAUUUCUCAUCUUGACUGUUGCUAAGAAAAUCUGUAUCAACUUUGGAGGACGGUGUUUGGAACAGAUAUGUUGAAGGGCUCCUCUAACUCUUACAUGCUAGGGUUGUUUGGGUGAGAACCAUUUGCAGCCUGCCAUUGUAAUGUGUGGCUUGUAGUUUGGGUGAUUUCCUGUACUUGCCUCUAAACCAAAGUGCCCUAAAGUAAAUUAAAGUGCACUUGAAUUAGCACCA
Molecule: messenger RNA, 2380 nt
Organism: Cebus imitator (Panamanian white-faced capuchin)
Lineage: Eukaryota; Metazoa; Chordata; Mammalia; Primates; Cebidae
Product: solute carrier family 2, facilitated glucose transporter member 9-like
Exons: 9
Coding region: 1-1185 (394 amino acids)
Biological process (GO): monosaccharide transmembrane transport
Cellular component (GO): membrane
Molecular function (GO): hexose transmembrane transporter activity
Source: RefSeq, a predicted model, not a curated record